CCUUACAAAGACAUAUGUAUUUUAUUAUUGAAACCAAACACUUAAGGCAAUCCCCCGCCAACAAAAUCUAACAACAAACCACAUUCAUUGAGAAAACAUCAUUAUAGAAACCCCUUUGUUUUACUCCAGUUACGCCCAUGGGCAACUCGCCCACUCUUCUAUCUUCCUCAACCGGCUCUCCUUCCCAGCCCUCUCUUAAAAACACAUUCCCCUUUUUCUAGUCCCUCAAUUUAUCAUAGAAGUUGCUGUCCCAGCGGUACCAAAACAAAAGCUCUCUUGAGUCAAAUUGAUAAGGAUUAACGAAGAUCACUCUCUUCUUCUCUUUAAGCCCACCCAUACCUUUCGCCUUUCUAUCGAUAUCCUUUAGAUACUUCCUUGCUUAUGACCUUGAACUUGGCUUGGAUGGCACGUGAUAAUCAACAGUUUCGUCUACUUCUGCAUUUUAAAAUGCAUUUAAGCUGCUUUUACAGCAGAUUUUCGCCUGCCACAAAGUGCGGGCAGCAUCGCAAUUUUGUCGCGCUUGGUUUUUGAAUCCAACCCACACACCACAUAUAUGUGAAUUACAUACAUACAAAACACUGGUGCAACUAGCCCUCUGGUUGGGUUUAUUCUUGUUGUUGUUUUUGCCUGGUGGGCGGUUAGCGCUGGAGCGGCCCCCGCCCUCCCCCCUCUCCUUUUCAUCAUGAUAGAGCUCGCCGUUCUUGUUCUUCUUCUUCUUUACACGUCCUCCAACGACGUACGCUUGUUGUUGGGGCCCCGCUUUCGUUGUUGUUGUUGUUGGCUCGGGUGUGUUUGUGUGAGUGUGCGCGCGCGGCGGGAGGUUGGGGCGGUGCGGGGUGUGGCGAGGGGCGGGGCAGGGCAGGGGCGGCGCAGGGGGAGCGGUGGAGUGGGGAGCGUACUUGUGUGUGCAUGCAGCUCGUUGUCGGCGGCGGCGUCGUCGUCGUCGUCGUCGUUUCAUUCAAGUGUCCAACGUUUGCCGGAGCGGUCGCACACAGAACGGUAGUCGGACGGUUUGCCAGUUUUUCGCUCGCUCUCUCUCUCGGCCGCUCUUGCUCUCUUACUCUCGCCGUGUACUGUUAGCAAAAGGCUCCCAAAAAAUAAGGAACCGUUAGUAAAAGCCCCGUUAGCAUGAAGGAUGUGAAAGUGGCGCGCGCAAUCAGCGAGUCCUCGACUACGUCAGAUAAUACCUCCGAUUUCAUCGAGAUCGUCAAGAAGUACGAUGUGGUGUAUAACAAUCACAAUCCGGAUUACAAGAACGUCGAAGUCAAGCUGAAGGUGUGGACGCAAAUCGCUGAUGAGAUAGGACUUUCAGUGGAGGCCUCCAAGCGGAAAUGGAAAAAUUUAAGGGACAGCUAUACAAAGUAUCUGCGUUCGUUUCGCGUGGGCACAAAGACCUCCAAGAAGUACCAGUACUGGGCCCAUGCGGAUCACAUGGACUUCCUAAAGCCUUUCCAGGGACCGGGCAGAAACUCCGCCAAUGGCAAUGGCAAAUCCAACGACGAGGACGACACGGAGUGUGAUUUUGGCUACCAAGUUUUGGCCAAGGCAGCCAGCAAUGGAGGCGAGGAUGAACUGAAGAUCACCAUUGCCACGGCCUCAGCGGGUUGCUCGUCCAUAGGAACGCACACAGUUAAUACUUAUACGACCGCUCUGAGCAGUACUUCGGCGCCCGCCCUGACCUCCAGUUUGGGCGUGGCGACGCCCCCUAACAUGAUCUCCCCCGGCAGCAAUUUGGGCGGCGCUGGAGCCACUUCCGGCUCCUUAGGACCUCAGAUCCACAAUAGCAAUAGCAAUGGCAGUGCCACCGGAAGCCUCAACUGCGCUGCAGUGGCUCCGCUCAGCUCGAUGACUCCGCCGGCCACCAGUGGCUGCAAUUCCGCCGUAGUCCUGCCCCUGCCCAUCUCUCCCGCAUCCUCAGCGGCCGCCGCUGUGAGCAAGGCCAAUGCAAAUGCCCUGGCCUCGCUGGCCAAUCAUCUGCCCAUGGGCCUGGGCGUGGGCGGAUUGGCCCAGCAGAUGUUUCCGCUGGCCACGCUCAAGGCCGCGGCAGUGGCCGCUGGACUGCCGCUGCCACCCACGAUCACUCCGCCGGGCUGCAGCUCCGGCAGUGGACCGAACAACAAUGUUGGCUGUCUAAUCAUCGAACCGCAUCUCUUUGCGGCGGCGGAUAACUUUAAGAAGGAGCUGACAGCCGCUGCGGCAGCAGGAGCACCACUCGGACUGUUCCAGAACCUGGCCAAUCAAGUGCAGAAUGCCAAUCGCCUCAAUGGUAGCUGUUCGGGUGUCAAUCUGCCCCUGGGCAAUCCCACGCCGCCACCUCCACCGCCAGCACCACCAGCCUCCAAGGUGAGAAGGGUGCAACCUUCGCCCCAGACCACGGCCAUCAAUCUCAGCUGCUCCGGCGGAAACAACUCGGGGCAAAUGCAGCCCCAGCAAACGAUACAGAUGCCUCAAAUCCAACAGCAGCAGCAGCAGCAACAGCCGCAGUCGCCGGCUAAAACGCGAAAGAUUUGCGAUCCGCGCUUCCCCAGCGAUUGGGAUGUGUCCGCCGUGCUGCAGGCCAACCGGGAACUGGACGCCAAUACGCUGUUCUUCCUGAGCCUUGCCCGCCAGGUGCGGGCCAUGCCCAUGAAGUUCCAGUCGCUGGCCAAGAUGCGUUGCAUGAGGAUUGUCAGUGAUUUGGAGCUGGAGCUGGAGAAUUUUGACUGCAAUGGUGGAGCGCCGCCGCCGGAUGAUUCGGGCGGUGGUGGAGGAGCCGGGAAUCUCAAGUACUGUAGCAUAGAUACUCCGCCACCUCCGCCUCAGGAUGGCUCCGUGGUCAUACUCCCGCCUCCAGUCGGACCCGAGGGCUCCACGGAGCACUUUGUGUAUGUGAUGUCGCCGUCGCGCGUGGAGAGCAUGAUCGACAUCUCCUCGGACGAGGAGGCGACCAUGAACGGGGUGCCCUGCUCCUCCGCCGGGCAGAUUUAAGCGUGUAUUCGUACAAGUUAU
Molecule: messenger RNA, 2988 nt
Organism: Drosophila gunungcola (fruit fly)
Lineage: Eukaryota; Metazoa; Arthropoda; Insecta; Diptera; Drosophilidae
Biological process (GO): regulation of transcription by RNA polymerase II
Cellular component (GO): nucleus; transcription regulator complex
Molecular function (GO): DNA binding
Source: RefSeq, a predicted model, not a curated record